CCUUCUGACGUCAUCGGGCCGCUCCGCUUCCUGCCGAGUCGCCAGCGGACACACACACACCCACACGCACACACUCACAUACAGAAAACACACACACUCCUACAGGGGAAACACACACAGUCUGCAGCAGCUCCAGAGGAGACGCGGACGUGUCGGGUGGAGUUGUGUUGAGGUUCUCACUCAACAGUACGGCAGACAUCAUGGUGAACAUCCCGGAUUACUUCGCUGGGAAAAAUGUGCUCAUCACUGGAGCCACCGGCUUCAUGGGCAAGGUGCUGCUGGAGAAGCUGCUGAGGUCAUGCCCAGAGGUCAAAACUGUGUAUGUGAUGGUCAGGUCAAAAGCCGGCCAGUGUCCCAAGGCCCGCAUCGAUGACAUGGUCAGCUGCCCGUUGUUUGAAAGGUUAAAAGACGAGCAGCCCGACUUUGCGGUGAAGAUCGUGGCGGUGAGCAGUGACCUCACGCUGCCGGAGCUGGAUCUGAGCAAAGAGGACCAGAGCGUCCUGGCUGAAAACGUCCACAUCGUCUUCCACUGCGCCGCCACCAUCCGCUUCAAUGAGCCGCUCAAAGAUGCGAUGCAGCUGAACGUCCUGGCCACACAGAAGAUGCUGGCGCUCGCCCACAGGAUGAAGCAGCUGGAGAUCUUCCUCCACGUCUCCACCGCCUACGCCAACUGUGACCGAGAGCUCAUCGAGGAAGUCGUCUACCCUCCGCCCGUCGACUACCGGAGACUCAUCGAUACUCUGGACUGGAUGGAUGAUGAACUGGUUUCCACACUGACUCCCAAGCUGAUCGGAGAACGUCCCAACACGUACACCUACACCAAAGCCUUGGCUGAGUAUAUGGUGCAGCAGGAGGCCGGGGACCUGAACGUGGCCAUCGUCAGACCCUCCAUAGUCGGAGCCAGCUGGAAGGAGCCCUUUCCAGGUUGGAUUGAUAACUUCAAUGGACCCAGUGGGAUAUUCAUCGCAGCUGGUAAAGGGAUCCUGCGGACGAUGAGGGCGUCUAACGAUGCUGUGGCUGAUCUGGUUCCUGUGGACGUGGUCAUCAAUGCCACGCUGGCUGCAGCCUGGUUCUCUGGAUCACAAAGGUGCAGAAGACCUAAAAACAUCAUGGUGUACAACUGCACGACCGGCGGGAUCAACCCGUUCCGCUGGGGGGAAGUCGAGUACCAUGUAAUAUCCACUUUCAAGAGGAACCCCCUCGAGCAGGCCUUCCGUCGGCCACAUGUUAAUCUCACAUCCAAUCACCUAAUCAAUCAGUACUGGAUCGCCGUGAGCCACAAGGCUCCGGCGUUCCUCUAUGAUCUGUAUCUCAGGCUGAUGGGACGAGAGCCCAGGAUGAUGAAGACGAUCACCCGCCUCCACAAAGCCAUGAUGGUGUUGGAGUAUUUCACCAGUCACACCUGGGUGUGGAACAACGACAACGUGGGCAUGCUGUUGACCCAGAUGAGCCCCGAGGACAAGAAGAUGUUUAACUUCGACGUGCGGCAGCUGCAUUGGGCUGAAUACAUGGAGAACUACUGCAUGGGCACCAAGAAGUACGUCCUGAACGAGGAGCUGUCCGGACUCCCUGCUGCUCGCAAGCACCUGAACAAGCUCAGGAACAUCCGCUACACCUUCAACACCGUCCUGGUGGUGUUCAUCUGGCGCGUGUUCAUCGCCCGCUCCCAGAUGGCCCGAAACAUCUGGUACUUCGUGGUGAGCCUGUGCUUCAAGUUCCUCUCCUACUUCAGAGCCUCCUCCACCAUGAGAUAGUGAGCCGGGGGACGCGGCGGCGGCGGCGGCCGGGGCGAAGGCGGCGGCUGGCGAGGUGGAGGGACGAAGACGAGAAGAAAACCCUGGAGCUCGGCCUGUAGAAUGGUUCCACCCAGUGUUUCCUCCAACACUCUGAAGAUGAACUGGAUCCAUUCAAACACCAGGGACACAGAUGGAGCCACUGGACGAGCCUCUGAUAUCUCAGAUAAUCUCCUCAGAGGAUUUAUCUCACAAUGUCGCAGACUAACAGCACUUGGACUAGUUUAAGAACCAGGAACUCUCUGAUCCGGUUCACAUUCACACUCUGUGGCGCCAGCUUUACUCCGGAGCACUUCCUGUAACCCCCCCGCUCGCCUGGCUGCAACCUGAAGCUAUGCACUGGAUGAGGCUCUGCUGCAAGAAGCCUGCGCUGGUCCUGAGUCAGUCCAGACAUUGUGGCUGUGCCGUAGGUUUCUUCUCUAAACGUAGUCUAACCCGCUUCCCCUGCUGCGUGGGUCGCAACUCCCUCACUUAUAUUUUGUAUCUGCCUGUAAGUUUGUGUUGAGGGUCUUGUCAGUGUCAAAGAAAUGUUUUCAAAACCUGUUUUCAAAAAAAACGUAUAAGAAAGAAAGAGGCUCAGGAUGAACCGCUCGGUUUCUGGUGGACGUUGAAGAUGACGGAUUGUUUCUGAACCAACUCGGUGAAUGUUUGUUCGGGAACAGGCCGGCUUAGCGAUCGUAGAUUAAUCUGUCAUCAUCCUCAAAACCAAAGUCUUUCCACCCAUUGUUCACGUUUCGGUCUCGUUUACUCAGACGACAUCUUAUCAACAGUUGUCGUUGGUCGUCUUUCCUUCUUCCUGCUUUGCAAACACUCGGCUUCGUGUCUGAAAGUCAUUAGUGACGACUCCUUUCUUGCCAAAGACUCGUAGCUCGGUGGAGGAGGAGCCCGGCGGAGUCGAGUGGAGGAGUCUCGUCACGUUCGGCUUCUUUUUUUCUCGUUUUAUGCUUUGAAAUGUGAACUGUCAUCAUCUCAAGUCGCAGCCAGAACACAUUCAUGUUGACUCCUCGCGUUCUCUCUUAGUAAACCACAUUUCACAUGGCUCUGACUGUCGCUUGUCUUCUUUGUGAAUUUGAUUUUGAACUAUGGAGCAGGUUUUUCAGGAUUCUUCAUCUUUCUGUUGCCUUCUUUUUUCCUUCUCACUAAAAACCCUUUCAGAAAAGAACUGGCAACGUGAGCUGAGAGUCGAGCAUCAUUCAUCUCCGUGUUUCCACAGGAAUCUGUCUUCAGUGCCAUAUGAAGUCUGAGGUGAACACACCUGAGGUUUACCUGUGCACAUGUUUCUACUUCCCACACACACGAUGUUUGAAGACGAGGGGUGUGACUGUGUGUCGGUUCUUUUCCUCCUCUCUUUAUUCCAGAGCUUUUGGAUCGAGAGCAGCACUCGUUGAUUUCACGUUCAAAACCCUGCGCUCUCACUCAAAAAGCUCAAACUGCGCUUGCACUCAGAUAUUUAGUUGCUUGGACAGAUUCCAUGUGCUCCAGCUUCAGCUUCAGCUCGGCUCCUUGUGCUCACGUUGCUUCUGUGUGCUCGUGAAACGUCUGCUCUGGGAUUUCUCCUCUUGCUUCAGUGCAAACAGGUCUAACCAAGAGAUGCCAGGUGAAGUGAUGACAAAUGAACUCGCUCACCCUCUAGUUGUGGGUGCGUUUGCUGAGUGUGUAAAUAAAGAGGAUGAGAGCUGUUAAAACUACAACUUAUAAAAGUAAAGCUAACACAGCUAUAAUGAGGGGUGGGACUGUUUCAUUUGUCAACACUACACCCGGCAUUCUAUGGGUUGGCUUGUUGCACGAAUAAGAUCCAAGAGCAGAGGAGCAAAUGAUUUACACCAGCGUAGAAGCAGCUUGAGCUCGAGGAGCUGAGCUGAAGCUGGAGCAGAGCUAAUCCAAGCACAUGCAGGGAUUUGAGUG
Pleuronectes platessa (European plaice) is the source of this 3698-nucleotide messenger RNA. RefSeq names its product fatty acyl CoA reductase 1 (gene far1). Gene Ontology annotation, cellular component: peroxisome. The transcript is spliced from 13 exons. Gene Ontology annotation, biological process: long-chain fatty-acyl-CoA metabolic process. The record is from RefSeq and is a predicted model, not a curated record. Lineage: Eukaryota; Metazoa; Chordata; Actinopteri; Pleuronectiformes; Pleuronectidae. Bases 201 to 1754 code for a protein of 517 amino acids. Gene Ontology annotation, molecular function: alcohol-forming very long-chain fatty acyl-CoA reductase (NADP+) activity.